Molecule: messenger RNA, 558 nt
Organism: Leptinotarsa decemlineata (Colorado potato beetle)
Lineage: Eukaryota; Metazoa; Arthropoda; Insecta; Coleoptera; Chrysomelidae
Source: RefSeq, a predicted model, not a curated record
UUCAGUUCGAACUUUGGAAACCAUUAUGAAAAUUCCAUUUCACACAUUACUUGGACCACUGUUGAAGAGAAACCACAAAACCAUCAAAGUUUUUUGUGCCCAUCCAGCGUUGAGAUUUGCACCGUUUUAUGUAGCUAUUUUAGGGAUCCUCGGUGUGAUUCUCAGUAUUUUUGACAUAGUACGAAUAAUAAAAUGUGGACCGGUAUUACCAGGGUUUCUUUGGAGGGAAAGAUUGAAGAGUGGAACAUUCAUCACCCCGGAAGCUGAAAGAGAUGCUAAAUUAAUAUGUCUUGUGUUAUCUGCGGAGUAUUAUUUCUUUCUGCUUGUUGGUCUGUUGACUGGUAAUCCUAUUUUCUUCCUACCGUUCCUGUUACUCUAUUCUGUGAUCAUUUUGUUGGAAGCCUUUAUAUUCGUCAUCAAAGCUUUCGUAGAGGGAAUAGAUUUCAAGAAAUAUGGACUCGUCAUGUCAAUGUUUAUGAUAUACAACUGGAUGUCGGUAUUCUGUGUUUUUUGUCGGAUGGUCACUGGUUGUGAUGUGUAGAAAUAAANUUGGAAAUU